GUUGACGGACGCGUUGUGCAUGUGGUCUUCAUGACCCCUCAGUAAAGUGCAGCGAAGAGGCAGACGCGCCCACGUUUUGUUCCCGGUGCGGCGACCGCCUGCUACUCCGCCCCGACAAAAAAGCCUGCGAUGCUGGCGCUCAGCCGCCAUCCUUCACCAACAUGAGGAUGGGUUUUGUAGAUGAGGUUUAUUAGGUACUCAAGAAGCAUACGUGCAUCCUUGAGAUUGAGAAUAUGAAAAGCGGGGCAGGAAACACGAGAGAUACGACGCCCCUAAACACCCUCAGCUCCACGACGGCCCGUCGCGGUUCACAGACAGCCUGAAAGUACAUUUCGCCGGCUAGAACAGUCCUCACUCUGAACGGAAACCGCGAUGGCAAUGUCGAUGCUAGAGCGCCUGUCAUCCAGGAAAUUCGAUAGCCCUCAUCAAGGGGCGGGAUUCUUCCGUUUGCCUCCAGAGGUGCGCUCGACCAUCUACGAUUAUGCCUUUGACGAAAACGUUCUUCAUAUCUGGAGGGCCUGGAUUGCCGGCCAAGUUCAUUGCCAGGCAUACCGGUGCAUCGAUGAUCUGGACUGCAGGCAAGGCUACAGUCAUUCCUUGUGUGACAGCCUUGAGGAACCGGCACACCUUCUUGGGCUACCAUUUGCAUGUCGCCAGCUCUACAUCGAGACCAUUCAACACGUCUAUAGCCGCUUCACCAUCAGCAUACAAGCUGAUCUUCUUCGAAAAUGGUCUGACAUCACGCCAGCUGUACACAUGAAUGCUGUCACAUCCCUCAGAACAACAUUGACACGGCCCGAAGAGGGCGAGACCGAGUACCAAAAGGUAUGGGAGCUCGUCUCCAAGUUGCCAAACUUGAGGAACCUGCUGGUCAAAAUCAUCGGCUGCGAAACGUAUGACGGCUGGACCCCUGAGAUCCAGGAACAGGUAGCUACGCCCAUCAAGGCCGUCCAGCAGCCGUGCUUGGAGACGUUCGACCUGGUGUUUGUCGUUGAGGGCACCUGGUUCCCCGACGACUGCUACCUAAGACUUCAAUACAACGGCCUAGAGUGGGACACGUUUGUCAUGGACCAGAGUCAGUGCCCUGCGUUUAAAGGUGUCCAUCCUCGAUGCAGGAUGGUGGGAAUGAAGAGUUUCCUGCACAAUCAUCCCAUCACCGACAAUAUGCCCACAGAAGCGGAGCUGGUCCGAUGGAUAUGUUACUUCUCUUGCAGUUGCGCCUAUGGGUCCCCAGAUCCAGAGGGCUACGAUUGGGAUGAAGUUGGUCAAAGUGCGCAGCACGGGUUUGCAGACUGGGAAGAGAGGAUUGCCGAAGGCAGGCGCCAGUAUCAAGCUCUCAUGGAAGAGCGGGAUGAGAUUGGCGGCCGCGGCAAAUGGAACAGAGCAGACAUGAACCGCAUUGCAAACCUGAUGGACGACAACAUACAGCGGCCGAAUCGGUUCAAAUGGAAGUAUCCCGAGCGGCCGAGCUGGAUCAAGCAGACAACAGACAGGGUCAGUUAG
Molecule: messenger RNA, 1503 nt
Organism: Purpureocillium takamizusanense
Lineage: Eukaryota; Fungi; Ascomycota; Sordariomycetes; Hypocreales; Ophiocordycipitaceae
Exons: 3
Coding region: 373-1503 (376 amino acids)
Source: RefSeq, a predicted model, not a curated record